Messenger RNA from Grammomys surdaster, 1451 nucleotides. It is a transcript of the gene Ubald2, whose product is annotated as UBA like domain containing 2. Gene Ontology annotation, molecular function: protein binding. The record is from RefSeq and is a predicted model, not a curated record. The transcript has 3 exons. The coding region runs from base 216 to 707 and encodes 163 amino acids. NCBI's taxonomy places the organism in Eukaryota, Metazoa, Chordata, Mammalia, Rodentia, Muridae.
GAAUCGAACGUCCGUGUGGGAGCCGCCGGCUGGCCGGGCUGCGCGUGGGCCAAUCAGCGGCGUCGGCUCGCGGCCCCCGAACGUUGGGCCCGGCGGCUCCGCCCCGCGCUGUUGUUUGCGGCGUCGGCGCGGCCGCGCGAGCCGAACCACAACAUUCGCCGGGCGGCGGCGGCGGCGGAGCUGUGAGCGCGAGCCUGGGGCGGCUGCCCAGCGCCAUGUCGGUGAACACGGACGAGCUGCGGCACCAGGUCAUGAUCAACCAGUUCGUGCUGGCCGCGGGCUGCGCGGCCGACCAGGCGCAGCAGCUGCUGCAAGCGGCGCACUGGCAGUUCGAGACCGCCCUAAGCACGUUCUUUCAAGAAAGCAACAUUCCCAACAGCCACCACCACCCGCAGAUGAUGUGUACUCCCAGCAACACCCCUGCAACACCACCCAACUUCCCAGAUGCGCUGGCCAUGUUCUCCAAGCUUCGAACUUCUGAGGGCCUACAGAGCGGCAGCAGCCCCAUGACAGCUGUAGCCUGCUCCCCCCCUGCAAACUUCAGCCCCUUCUGGGCCGCAUCCCCACCCAACCACCAGGUGCCCUGGAUCCCGCCCUCUUCCCCCAACACCUUCCAUCUCCACUGCCCACAGCCCACGUGGCCCCCCGGAGCAUCACAGGGGGCUGCCCCUCAGAAAGCCAUGACAGCCAUGGAUGGCCAGAGAUGAGACUGGACGCCACUGGGCUGGAGCGGGGGGCAGUCCAGGGUUGUGGGGACACAGAAGAGGGCCGGGAGGGGGGAAGGCAAGAGGGCGGGGGGAUUUCUUCAAGAUCGCACUGGAAGAUUUUAUAAGAGAAGUUUUGUGGUGGGGGACAGUAACCAUCCUGAGCCACUUGGGUUCUUCAGGAGAGUCUCUUUGGGAAAGUUUUUUUUCCUCUUUUUAAUAUAUAACUAUAAUAUAUAUGAAUAUAAAUUUAGCUGAUGUUUGUGAGAGUGGGGGCUGCACACGUGUUCCUGUCAGAGGCGAUGCUCACAGUCCUUCCUUGUCAGCACCUCUUUCUCUGCCCAAAGGGGAACAAAGGGGUGCUUGUAGAUGGAUCCUGCGAGCGGGUGCUGCCCCAUGAGAAGCACACCAGCCACUAGGAAGCCCCACCCCCAAGGGAGGUGGUCCCAGAAGGGUCCUCGGAAUCAUGGACUUUUCUGCCCCAUUACUGGUAGACAGUUGUCAUCUCUGCUGGUGGCGCCUCUUGUUGACUCUGAAACCUGUCACCCGAUCACCAGCUAGGUGUGCAGAGCUGAAGACUUGGCUGCCCUCUGAUGAGUGCAUACUGUCCCAUCCCUUGCUGUUCUGUGUGUGUGUCCACGGUCAGAGGACCGCCACCCAGGAGAUACUGCCUUUGGAUUGAGUUCCCAAAUUAAAAUCGUCGCACUGGGGUGCAAUUUUAAUUUAAAAACGACUUUUCUAACUUUC